CAUUCUCAAAAUUAUUAUUAAGAGUCAUACCAACUCAAGUCUCCACUUAGAUCAUUCCCUUUUACAAGUUUCCUAACUAUAGAGCUUUUCUCUACCCCAUUUUUUUUUUUUCACUCAAACACUUCAUCUUUUUGUUCUUCUUAUAGCCUAGAUCCUUCCAUUCAUUUCAUUUCUCAAGCUAACAGAAAAUCAAACAUUUGUUGUUUAGUAACUCAGAGACAUGGCCAUGACAGCAUGUAACUAUGUUUUGGUCGUACUACUUUUGGUUAUUAACCUUAUAAUUUUAGCAAAUUGUGCUGUUGAUGAUGAUUUGGGAUUUGGAGCUUCCUAUAUUUUUGGAGAUUCUUUAGUAGAUGCCGGAAAUAAUAAUUAUUUACAAACUUUAUCAAAGGCUAAUAUUGCACCUAAUGGCAUAGAUUUUAAAGCUUCUGGAGGGAACCCUACUGGUCGUUACACUAAUGGAAGAACCAUAGGUGACAUUGUUGGAGAGGGAUUGGGACAGCCCCAUUAUGCCACUCCAUAUUUAGCUCCAAAUUGCACAGGAAGAACUAUAUUAUAUGGAGUGAAUUAUGCGUCAGGAGGAGGUGGAAUUAUGAAUGCUACAGGAAGAAUAUUUGUAAAUAGACUAUCUAUGGACAUCCAAAUUGAUUAUUUCACCAUAACAAGAAAAGAGAUCGACAAGUUGUUGGGUCAAUCUAAGGCCAGGAAUUAUGUGAUGCAAAAAUCAAUUUUCUCAAUAACCAUAGGGUCCAAUGAUUUUCUCAACAAUUACCUUCUCCCUGUACUCUCUGUUGGUACAAGAAUUACUGAAUCCCCCGACGCCUUCAUUGAUGAUCUUCUCAGUCACUUAAGAGCACAACUUACGAGAUUGUACAAGUUGGAUGCAAGGAAAUUUAUCAUUGGUAACGUUGGGCCAAUUGGUUGCAUCCCUUACCAAAAGACAAUUAACCAGUUGAAGGAAAACGAAUGUGUGGAAUUAGCAAACAAGUUAGCACUUCAAUACAAUGCUCGAUUGAAAGAUAUGUUGGUUCAACUGAACAAAGAACUCGUUGGAGCAACUUUUGUACAUGCAAAUGUUUACGAUCUUGUCAUGGAACUCAUCACCAAUUAUGACAAAUAUGGAUUUGUAACUGCGACGAAAGCAUGCUGUGGAAAUGGAGGGCAAUUUGCUGGGAUAAUUCCAUGUGGACCAACAUCUAGUAUGUGUUCGGAUCGUGACAAACAUGUAUUCUGGGAUCCUUAUCAUCCAAGUGAAGCUGCUAAUCUUAUAAUUGCCAAACAGUUGCUGGAGGGUGACCCCAAAUAUAUAUCUCCAAUGAAUCUUAAACAACUUCGAGAUCUCUAAAUGUAUUUUUUUGGUCUUUUUUCCACAUUUUAUUAUCUUGUAUUCUCUCAAAUUAUCCUUUGUUUAUUUUACUUAUAUGAUUGUUUUACUCUACGAGGUUUCUUUUGAUUAAUUAAAUAUAUUGUGGAAGACAAUUGUGAAGGAAAGUUCUCUGUUUUCC
This is a messenger RNA of Capsicum annuum, 1505 nucleotides long. Its product is annotated as GDSL esterase/lipase At2g23540. The record is from RefSeq and is a predicted model, not a curated record. Gene Ontology annotation, molecular function: hydrolase activity, acting on ester bonds. Lineage: Eukaryota; Viridiplantae; Streptophyta; Magnoliopsida; Solanales; Solanaceae. The transcript has 5 exons. The coding region runs from base 221 to 1345 and encodes 374 amino acids.